Molecule: messenger RNA, 1318 nt
Organism: Eublepharis macularius
Lineage: Eukaryota; Metazoa; Chordata; Lepidosauria; Squamata; Eublepharidae
Gene: PHYHD1
Product: phytanoyl-CoA dioxygenase domain containing 1
Exons: 12
Coding region: 86-1066 (326 amino acids)
Source: RefSeq, a predicted model, not a curated record
GCUCAUAAAGAGAGACGGAGAAUUAACUGCUCAGAAAGGAGCUGGCAACCAGCUGCAGGGCUUCCUUGUCUCUCAUUUAUCUCGGAUGGCGUUGGUAACCCAGGAACAGAUUUCUCAGUACCACAAAGAUGGCUUCCUGGCUCUAGAACAUUUUUUUACAUCUGAGGAGUGCGAUGCAAUGCAGGCCCAGAUUCAAGAGAUCAUCGCUGAUAUGGACGUGCCCCCUCACAGCCGCACGGAAUUCUCAACAAAGCACGAAGAGCAGCUCCAAGCCCAGGGAAGCGCAGAAUAUUUCCUAACCAGUGGAGACAAAAUCAGAUUCUUCUUUGAAAAAGGUGUUUUUGAUGAGAACGGGGAUUUUCUGGUUCCAAAGGACAAAUCUCUCAACAAAAUUGGUCAUGCAUUACAUGCCUCUGAUGCUGUCUUCAAGCAAAUGACUCAUGCCUCCAAAGUACAGGCCCUGGCGAGGAAACUUGGUCUUGAGAACCCUGUGGUGGUGCAGAGUAUGUAUAUAUUCAAGCAACCUCACAUUGGUGGUGAAGUGACACCCCACCAAGAUGCCUCCUUCCUGCACACAGAACCCUUGGGCAGGGUUGUGGGCCUUUGGAUUGCUCUGGAAAAUGCCACAGAAGAAAACGGCUGCUUGUGGUUCCUGCCUGGUUCUCACACAAGUGGCAUCACAAGGAGGAUGGUUCGAGCUACCCUGGGGACAGUACAACGCACACAAUUCAUUGGCUCUGAGCGGGAGUAUGACAGCAGUCAAUUCAUUCCUGUGCCAGUUGGAAAAGGUGGUCUCAUUCUGAUCCAUGGUGAGGUGGUCCAUAAAAGUGAAGCAAACCACUCGGAAACCUCCCGUCACGUCUAUACCUUUCAUUUGAUGGAGGCCAAGGACACGAUCUGGAGCAAGGACAACUGGGAGAAAAGGGAGAAAUGCCUCUUUUGCUGUGAUUUCAAUCAAGCAACUCAACUUUUACAAAAAACCAUCCCGGUAAACAAAGAGCAAAACAAGCAGCAUCACGCAGUCUCCGAUCAUGCGCUCCGUUUGAUCUCAACAACUCCCAAGUGAGGCUUCUGCCAACUCCUGAAUUGCCUUUCCCGUCUCUCUACACAUAACUAACAAAUGAUCAGUUGACCAAUCCAUGGUUCUGAGCCAAUCACUGGCCCAUUUCCCUCUGAAUCUGUUACUGAAAUCUCCGUUUUUGGCAUUGUUUUAACUUCAAGGCAGUUAAAGCAGGAAGACAAUUCCAUUAGGCUUCAUAAUACAGCUCUGCAACUUUUCAUAUAUGCUGAAUAAAUAUGAACACUGCUUUCCUGGCAA